Messenger RNA from Ochlerotatus camptorhynchus, 687 nucleotides. RefSeq lists its product as uncharacterized. The coding region runs from base 1 to 609 and encodes 202 amino acids. Lineage: Eukaryota; Metazoa; Arthropoda; Insecta; Diptera; Culicidae. The record is from RefSeq and is a predicted model, not a curated record. The transcript has 3 exons.
AUGCGAGUUCGAGAGGAAAUCAAGCUGAACAUUGCAUUAGGAAAAAACAAACGCAGAAAGUCCGCUCAAUUCACAUCCACAUCCACGUCCGGUCGAACUGGCCCUCGUAAACGUGAACCGUACGUCCUGCUGCUGCCAGAAGGAAAAAUCGUCGGUGUCCGCACCGGAAGGACGGACAGUUUGGACAAGUACAACAAUCCGUACAGCACCGUUUUCAACAUCGAACACAUCCUGCUCGAUCGGGACCUGUACGAAAACAGGAACGGAACGCAGAUUCUCCGCUACCUGAAGGAGGGCUCCAAGCUGACCGAUUCGGAAAACAACGAAAUGGUGCGAAUCUGUUGCGAACAUUUGCAACGCUGCGAUGGCUCAAUGUACCCGGACACGUCCAAAAAGGAAAUUCUGGCAAAGUCAAUUAUAACGACGUUCCCGCAGCUGACCAGCGAGCAUCAUCCGGCGGAACCGCAUGCCAUCUACUUCCAUCGCAAGCUAGAGCAUGUGGGUGAUGAUCGACACUCGGGUAAGAUUACUCAUCGUUUCGAUACGAUUAUCCGGAAGGCUAAUGGCAAGCAUCGAUACAAGAAACCGAGUCACAUUAUUAUGGGAUGAAGAAGAUGAAUGUGGCUUCUAAUUUAAAAUACAUAUUGAUUUUUUUGUAUUUUCAUUCAAAAGAGUUAGUUCAUAAUA